AUGUCGAACACCACCCGCACUUUUGAGCCAACCUUUGAGGGGAAGACCCUCCGCGAGCUCUGGGCGGAACAACUCCCCUUCGUGUUCGACGCUCCCCGCCGCAGGGCGAAAGCCACCUGGACUGAUAACGAGCUCAUCUUCGUCCACUUUUGGUACGGCAAGGCGGGGCUAUGGGCCAUCGCCUGGGCCAUUGGACGCUCCUACCAGGCUCUGCGCAACCGGGAGCACAAGUUCAAGAAGCAGGUGAAGAACCUCGACCUGGCCGCCUGUCCCACCAAGGAGGUCAUCAUCCCUGGCGUUCGGGUCCCCGUCGAUGCUCUGAGAGAGCAUCUCUGGCGCGAGGCGCCUUACGAGGCGGCCAAGGCUGCCGAGACCAAAGUUCGCUUGGCUCUGAACCCUCGCCCAAAGGGCAAUACCCGUGGUCUUCUCCCCACCAAGGCCAAAGCUCUCGGCGUGAAGAAGACUCGCGGCAAGAAGGCUGCCGGCAAGAAGACUCCGACCAGGAAGAGGAGCACCGCCACUCCUGUCGUCGCCGCCGCCCCUGCCUCGCCUCUCCGCGAGGCCAAUACCGACUCCGCCGUGUGGGUCGACCCCAUCACCUCCCGCCAGUACACCGGCGCGGAGGUCCGUGGGGGCUAUCUUGGGCUGCCAGCCUACCAGCCGCCAUCCAUGGCCACCAUGGAUGCCACCGCUUCCGCUGCUCGUGGCUUGUUGAUGCUUGGCCAGGUCAACAUCAACUCCGGCUCCAACAACAAUGGCAACGCCAUGGGAGUCAGCUCCCGCGUCUCCAUGGAGGAGGCCGAGAGGGAGAGGGCCGACGAGGUGGCGCGCUUCCGCGUGUUCGGGCCUCACGGUCGCCCAUGGGAGCAAUGA
Messenger RNA from Zymoseptoria tritici IPO323, 873 nucleotides. RefSeq lists its product as uncharacterized. The record is from RefSeq and is a predicted model, not a curated record. Lineage: Eukaryota; Fungi; Ascomycota; Dothideomycetes; Mycosphaerellales; Mycosphaerellaceae. The coding region runs from base 1 to 873 and encodes 290 amino acids. The transcript is spliced from 2 exons.